UUCGUAGAGAGCAGGUAGCUGCACAACCCUUAGCACGACGUCGACUCGAUCCAAGUAUAAAUAGUGGUCGCAGCAACAGAGUCGAGCACAGUCUGAUUCAGUUUGUUCAAUCAAGAUGAUGAAAUUCGUUGUUGCCGCCUGCCUGAUCUUCAGCGUGGUCUCCGCUGACUAUGUUGUCAAGAACAAGGACAACAUGCUGAGCUACCGCGAAGAGUGCGUCAAGGAGCUGAGUGUCCCCGCCGAUCUGGUCGAGCAGUAUCAGAAGUGGCAAUAUCCCAACGAUGCCAAGACCCAGUGCUAUCUGAAGUGCGUCUUCACCAAGUGGGGUCUCUUCGACACCGAAUCCGGCUUCAAUGUGGAGAACAUCCACACCCAAUUGGUGCGUGGAUCGGCCAAUCACGAUGAUGAGUUGCACGGCAAGAUUGCCGCCUGUGCCGAUAAGAACGAGCAGGGUUCGAAUGCCUGCGAGUGGGCCUGGCGUGGAGCCAACUGCCUGCUGAAGAACCACCUCCAGCUGAUUCAGCAGAGCCUGGCACCCAAGGCCUAAGUUAUUAAAG
Drosophila sulfurigaster albostrigata is the source of this 557-nucleotide messenger RNA. RefSeq names its product general odorant-binding protein 99a (gene Obp99a). The record is from RefSeq and is a predicted model, not a curated record. Gene Ontology annotation, molecular function: odorant binding. Bases 116 to 547 code for a protein of 143 amino acids. NCBI's taxonomy places the organism in Eukaryota, Metazoa, Arthropoda, Insecta, Diptera, Drosophilidae. Gene Ontology annotation, biological process: sensory perception of smell. The transcript is spliced from 2 exons.